Molecule: messenger RNA, 1038 nt
Organism: Spinacia oleracea (spinach)
Lineage: Eukaryota; Viridiplantae; Streptophyta; Magnoliopsida; Caryophyllales; Amaranthaceae
Product: putative F-box/FBD/LRR-repeat protein At5g56810
Exons: 3
Coding region: 217-783 (188 amino acids)
Molecular function (GO): protein binding
Source: RefSeq, a predicted model, not a curated record
AGUGACCUAUUAAACUUGAGGAACAAGAGCACACAGUACUACUCGUAUUCAAUACGGAGUACUCGAACUUUUUGACUUGUCACACUUACCGAAGCUCUCUAAUUUCUCUAAAUCCUCCAUAGUUAACCACUUUCAUCUUCUUCCAAAUUGUUAAAUCACUCUAAUUUCUUCCAAAUUUUGACUGCAUGAUUUUAAUUUUGAGUUUUAGGCACGAAAAUGGAAAUACCACUGAAGAAGAAGAAGAAGAAGAAGAUGAAGGAUUGCGACAGUGGAGAAGAAGAUAGAAUCAGCAAUUUGCCAGAUAACAUUCUCGUUUCCAUUAUCUCUCUCCUUCCGGUGGAUUCCGCCGCCCGUACCUCGGUAUUAUCCAACCGAUGGAAACCUCUCUGGACCCAAAUUACUCAACUAUCUUUCCCACCACCACUCGCUUCCGGCGACGAUUUAAGGUUUUCCUCAGGCAUUGAUGAUUUAGAACGCGAACAAUUACGUCUACCUAGUUGUUUGUUAACUAACAUUAGGAGGGUAGAAUUCCAUGUAGCCGGGGAUGAAUUUGAGAUUGUUUUGCUUCAACUUAUUUUGGCCAAUUCCCCGAGUUUGGAAUUCAUUGGCGAUUGUUACGACAUAGGCGAGUUACAGACUGAGUUUGAUUUAUGCAUGAAGGUAUUUGGUUUUCCAAAUAUUUCAAAAUGUAUUGUUAAAUUUUCUGGGCGUUUGAUGACAACUACAAGCAACGAUUUCAAAGAUGGGGUUCUUUCUUGCCAAAUCAAAGCCAAUCAAUGUUGAAUCAUCUCUAUUACUCAGGUAUAUUUCUGAUUCUAUUGAUCAUCUUUUUUCUUUUCUCUUUUCUCUUUUCUCUUUUAUCUUUUGUGUUACAUACCCUGUAUUGGCCUCCUUAAUUGUGAAAAUAUCGUGUGCGGAAUCUCCUCCCGUGUAUGCUGAUAUGCGAAGAUGAUGAUUUCGAAAUAAUGUUCAACCAGAAGCCCAAUCUUUUGUAUUUAUACCUUAUGAAAUACAGAGAUGAUAAUUUUGUUUUUGUCA